Messenger RNA from Quercus lobata, 1107 nucleotides. RefSeq names its product uveal autoantigen with coiled-coil/ankyrin. The transcript is spliced from 7 exons. Lineage: Eukaryota; Viridiplantae; Streptophyta; Magnoliopsida; Fagales; Fagaceae. The record is from RefSeq and is a predicted model, not a curated record. The coding region runs from base 365 to 910 and encodes 181 amino acids.
CAUGUGACUAUGAGUCAUGUGAUUGAUCUACGUUAAAAAACUUUUAAAACACAAUUGAGUUUGAGCUUGACCAACUGGCCUUUCAUUUUCCUCAAGUAGCUACAACUACUACUACAACUAGUGCUUUAAUUUUGACAUAGCCCGCCCAAACACAUCCCUAAACUCAAAUUUCAAAUUCUCAUUCCUGUUUGCCUCUUUUCCUAAUCUCUCUCUCUCUCUCUCUCUCUGGCAAAACAUCAAACACUUCACAUUCAAUUCACAAGUACUUCGUUAAAGCUUAGAACCUCAUUCAAAUCAAACCCAAAAAAAAAAAAAAAAAAACCCCCAAACAAGCCCUAGAAAUCUCAUCGGAGUUAUUGAUCCAAUGGCUGAUUCUGACUCCUCUCCUCCUCUUCCAAAAGCCGCUCCUCUCUCACUCCAAAAGAAGGAGAACAUUCCUCCGAUCGGCACAAAGAUCGCGGAACUAAAUGAAUCAAGGACUGAGCUGCUUAAUAGAAUUCAAGGACUAAAACAGGAUUUGCAAAGCUGGAGAUCAAAAUUGGACACUCAAGUUAAGACCUAUCGCGAUGAGCUUUCGGAACUCAAGAAAUCGCUCAAUGUUGAAGUGGAUCAACUUCGAUCAGAAUUUCAAGAACUGAGGACCACUCUGCAGCAGCAACAAGAUGAUGUUUCUUCAAGCCUAAGAACCUUGGGGCUGCAGGAUGUCUCAGGUGAUCCUAAAGAUGCCCAGGCACAAGAUCCCAAGGUUGAAGAUGACCAGGACGGACUUGUUUUGCCUAGACAGAUGGAUUAUGAUGUCUCAGGUGAUGCUAAAGAUGCCCAGGCCCAAGAUCCUAAGGUUGAAGAAGAUGACAAGGAAGAACUUGUUUUGCCUAAAAAGUUGGAAUAUGAUGAAGGAAGUGAAAACUAGGAUGGGAUUUGCUCUGGAGUGUGCAUGAGGUUUUGUCCCAAAUGGAGAUGAGUAUUCUUCGUUGAAUUUGUACUACUGUGCUUUGCCUUGUCUUUAGUUAGUAUCAGUUACAACCUUGUUGUUAAGCACAACACAGAACUCUUUUCUAAAUCAAUUGUUUGUGGAGUUUUGCCUGGUUAUUCUCUAAUUCUUGUUUA